Molecule: messenger RNA, 670 nt
Organism: Aspergillus saccharolyticus JOP 1030-1
Lineage: Eukaryota; Fungi; Ascomycota; Eurotiomycetes; Eurotiales; Aspergillaceae
Product: cyclin-dependent protein kinase regulatory subunit CKS1
Exons: 5
Coding region: 231-575 (114 amino acids)
Biological process (GO): regulation of mitotic cell cycle
Cellular component (GO): SCF ubiquitin ligase complex; cyclin-dependent protein kinase holoenzyme complex
Molecular function (GO): ubiquitin binding; cyclin-dependent protein serine/threonine kinase activator activity; histone binding
Source: RefSeq, a predicted model, not a curated record
GCAAAGCCACUGAAUCAUCUUUAAUCGACCCCUCUCCCUCGGCCCAAGCAUAAUUGAAAAAAACUGUAAAGCCAUCAAGACAGUACUACAUCACAGGUCAUCGAACCUCCAGUCGCGUUGCUACAGUGACAGGUGUUUGAGUUUAUCGAUCGCGGUCAAAUUACACGUGUGGCAGUUAUUGCAUUGCUUAGCUAUUCUUCUAUUUGAGAUCGUUGACUCAGCUGUUCCCGAUGGAUAUCGAUUUGAGCAGAAGAAACAAGAAGCCACGUCUAUUGCUUGAAUCAGAACGUGAAAGACUCGAGGAGUUCAUUGACUCUAUUCACUACUCUGCCAGAUAUUCCGAUGACCAAUUCGAAUACCGACAUGUUCAACUUCCCAAGAACAUGCUCAAAAAAAUACCGGCCGACUACUUCGACAACGCCAAAGGAACCCUCAAACUGCUCUGGGAGGAUGAAUGGCGGGCACUAGGUAUAACUCAGAGCCUGGGCUGGGAGCAUUACGAAGUGCAUGAGCCAGAGCCACACAUCUUAUUGUUCAAACGGCCCCUCAACUAUCAGCCGCCAUUGUCUCACUAAGCAACAUGCAGCAUCGUGGGACUUCGCCAGGCUUUCCAGUUCCAAACAAGAGACCGUGGGUCUGCGAGCGGAGUCCUUGCGCGACUAUUAAGGAA